AUGCCACCGCGCCGAAGACCACCCCCUCCGCCGCCGCCCGCCGCCCCUACAAAGAAACCCAGCGCCUCCAAGGCUGCAAAAGCACUCGGGCUAGAUGUCGAUGAAGAAGCCGAGAUCCAGGAGGCGUGGGAAAUGUUUAUGGAUGCUGAUGGAUCCGAGGAGGUGGGCGAACCGGUGGUGAUUACUGCGGAUGUCCGAAGGGUCAUGAUGGCGCUAGGGUUUGAUUCCUCGAAAGAGGAAAUGAAAGAGAUCAUAGAGAUUCUAGAUCCAGAUAAAGAGGGCUUUGUCACGUAUGGCAUGUUUUUAGAGGUUGCGGCGUUGAAGAUGAAGAACCGAGACCAGAAUGUCGAAGUUCAGCGCGCAUUUGACUUGUUCAAAGGCGGAACCGGAGACGAUAGCCCGAUCACAAUUGCAGACCUACGGAGGGUCGCAGACGAGCUGAAAGAAAAUGUAACAGAUCAGCAGCUAAGAGAUAUGCUAGAUGAGGCAUGUAGUAAAGAAGUAGGCAGGGGUGUUAAUCUGAAAGAUUUCGAGGCCGUUAUGAAAAGAGCAGGGGUUCUGUAG
Messenger RNA from Morchella importuna, 564 nucleotides. RefSeq lists its product as uncharacterized. Gene Ontology annotation, biological process: spindle pole body duplication. The record is from RefSeq and is a predicted model, not a curated record. NCBI's taxonomy places the organism in Eukaryota, Fungi, Ascomycota, Pezizomycetes, Pezizales, Morchellaceae. Gene Ontology annotation, molecular function: microtubule binding; calcium ion binding. The coding region runs from base 1 to 564 and encodes 187 amino acids. Gene Ontology annotation, cellular component: mitotic spindle pole body; half bridge of spindle pole body. The transcript has 5 exons.